Messenger RNA from Bemisia tabaci, 808 nucleotides. NCBI's taxonomy places the organism in Eukaryota, Metazoa, Arthropoda, Insecta, Hemiptera, Aleyrodidae. The record is from RefSeq and is a predicted model, not a curated record.
CUCUGGCGUAGUCACCAGCAUUAAAAUGGCAGUGGUACCGAAGGACUAUCCAAAGAGCAGGCUCAGCGAAAAAGAAAUGGAGCUGGUACAGCAGGCUCUUCUAGCAAGGAUAGAACCAGACUCAGAGACUAAGCCACAAUUUCAGGGAACCAAAUUCGAGCAGGGAGCACUGAUGCUGUACUGCAGAGACUUGGUUACCAAAAUUUGGCUGCAGGAUAAGACGGCUACUCUGGUACCCUGGGAAGGGGCAGAGCUGAAGGCGGUCCUUGCAAAGGACCUCAUCGUAAGCUGCAGGGUCAUCUUUGAAGCACCAGCAGAGUUGAAGAAGGCAAAGCCGUCCGAGAUCUUGGAAAAGAUCGAGGGACAGAACGGUGGACUUCUUACCAAAGACUGGAAAGUUAUACACUCAAAGGAGACCACGAUAAAGAUGGAAGAGGCGAACAAAGAGUGGCAGAAUGCUGAAGGCAUGAGACAUUCCAAGCAAAUGCUGGAAGGCUACUCAAGGAAAAUGACUGCAAACCUGUUGCAUCGUAGCAGGGAGCAGCUAGGUAUACUGUCAGGAUUACUGACAGGACACAAUCUCCUGCGGAAACACAUGCACAGGAUGGGUAUCUUCAAGGAUGAACCAAAGUGUAGGCUGUGUGAGGUAGAAGAGGAAACUGCAGAGCAUAUCAUCUUCGACUGUGAAGCUCUGGAAAAGAAAAGACAGGACAUCCGAGGAGAUAACCCCUGGGAUGACUGUCUAGCACCUGAGUUAGUUGCGGGCACUCUCCUCCAACUUGUUGAAGGGGAGGGCUUCUGGGACUAA